CUGGACCCAAGCUGGUUAAUUUUCUGCUUAAAAAUCAUAAAAAUUACGAAACAAAAGGCGCGUAUUUAAACGGGUCAAUAAUUGACCCUCCAUUUCUUCCAAAGACACAAACAGAAGCUAAACCUCGUCAAUUGACAGAGAGACGUUCCAGACCAGGAAAUUCCCAAACCCGAGAGCCACCAGAUCCACCGUCACUCAUGGCCGUCUGCACUUGUCCUCCUAGGGUUUUCACCUCCUCCCAACCCGGCCCCCGCCCACGACUCGCGGGUCGGGUCGACGCCACGGCUCCGUUUCACGGCCUCUCCUCUCUCAUUCUUAGGUUUCCUCCCAACUUCGUCCGCCAGCUCAGCACCAAGGCCCGGAGGAACUGCAGCAACAUCGGCGUCGCACAGAUCGUCGCCGCUUCGUGGUCGAACAACAACUCCAACUCAGGCAUUCCGGCGGCGCCGUCGGCUACUGCCGUCGAUGCCGCUGCUACCGCCGCCAUUCCAGUCGAUCCGGCCAAGCUUUCGGCCGGUGGUGACGAGGUGGUGUUUGAAAAUGAUGUACAGUUGGAGGCCUUGCCUGAUUUGAAGGAGGCCUCGUUCUUGAGCUCCGAUGGGAGUCUCGCGAUUCAUGCUGGUGAAAGAUUGGGUCGCGGCAUAGUUACUGAUGCAAUUACAACCCCAGUGGUUAAUACUUCUGCCUACUUCUUUAAGAAAACGGCUGACCUCAUUGAUUUCAAGGAGAAACGUGCAACAAGUUUUGAAUAUGGGCGAUAUGGAAAUCCAACGACAGUGGUUGUUGAGGAGAAGAUCAGUGCGCUUGAGGGAGCGGAGUCAACAAUGAUAUUGGCAUCUGGAAUGUGUGCUAGCACAGUCAUGUUGAUGGCAUUGGUUCCAGCUGGUGGGCAUAUCGUGACCACCACAGAUUGCUAUAGGAAGACUAGGAUAUUUAUCGAGACCAUUCUUCCCAAAAUGGGGAUCACGGCCACGAUCAUUGACCCUGCUGAUGUGGGAGCCCUGGAGUCUGCAUUGAAUGAGCACAAAGUUUCUCUUUUCUUCACAGAGUCUCCUACUAAUCCAUUCCUCAGGUGUGUUGACAUUAAGUUGGUUUCAGAACUUUGUCAUAAAAAAGGGGCUUUGGUCUGUAUAGAUGGCACUUUUGCCACACCUCUCAACCAGAAAGCCCUUGCCCUUGGGGCUGAUCUUGUUGUGCAUUCUGCAACAAAAUAUAUUGGUGGCCACAAUGAUGUCCUUGCCGGUUGCAUUAGCGGUUCCUUGAAAUUGGUUUCAGAAAUUCGUACUUUGCAUCAUAUUUUGGGUGGUGCUCUCAACCCGAAUGCUGCAUACCUGAUCAUUCGAGGCAUGAAGACAUUGCAUCUUCGUGUACAGCAACAGAAUUCAACAGCAUCAAGGAUGGCCAAAAUUUUAGAAGCACAUCCUAAGGUGGCGCGUGUCUAUUAUCCUGGCUUGUCGAGUCAUCCUGAACAUCAGCUUGCCAAGAGGCAGAUGACCGGUUUUGGUGGUGUUGUCAGUUUUGAGAUUGAUGGAGACUUGAUGACAACCAUUAAAUUCGUGGAUGCACUGAGAAUCCCAUAUAUUGCCCCAUCCUUUGGUGGUUGUGAGAGCAUUGUGGAUCAGCCAGCCAUAAUGUCUUACUGGGAUCUCAGCCAGUCAGAGAGGAUUACGUACGGGAUCAAGGAUAACUUGGUCCGGUUCAGCUUCGGAGUCGAAGACUUUGAAGAUUUGAAGGCUGACAUACUGCAGGCCCUGGAGACCAUAUAGAGCAAGCCCCACCUAAUAUGCGGUUUACUGUUUAGUUUAUCUUUCUCAAUUGUGUUGGCGCUUCAAUUGGUUUUGAUCACCAUUUGCCCUUUUCUGGUCCAGUUUCUGGGAUGGGCGGACCCAAAACUCUGUCUAAUUUUAUUUUCCGACUGCUCUUUUGAUUUCCUCAUCAUUCCAAUAUAGACGGUGCUGGCUUUGUUUUCUAGUGUUUUAGAAUGCUUCGAGUUUAAUGAGAAUUUAGAACGACGGAAAUGUUUUGCAGUGAAUAUAAUAUGAACCAAAUGGAUAUGAGUUAUAAAGCUCCCAAAUUUUCAGGAGUCA
This is a messenger RNA of Prunus persica (peach), 2087 nucleotides long. RefSeq names its product cystathionine gamma-synthase 1, chloroplastic. The record is from RefSeq and is a predicted model, not a curated record. The coding region runs from base 198 to 1766 and encodes 522 amino acids. Lineage: Eukaryota; Viridiplantae; Streptophyta; Magnoliopsida; Rosales; Rosaceae. The transcript has 11 exons. Gene Ontology annotation, cellular component: chloroplast. Gene Ontology annotation, molecular function: cystathionine gamma-synthase activity; pyridoxal phosphate binding. Gene Ontology annotation, biological process: transsulfuration.